CUCCACAAAAAAUAGCAAUCACUUUUUUAAUUGCCAGGAAAAAUAAAAAAUUUAAUAAUCAAAAAUAAAAUUAGUUGUGUAAAAUUGAAAAAAUUAAAAAAAAUUUAAAUAAUUAAUUUUAUUUUGAUAUAUUUUACUAAAUUUUUAGUAAAAAAUUUACAAUACAUGUAUAAAAAUGCGGAGUAUAGCUAAAAUUUCACCAUCUAUUAAAAUUACGGCACGUUUAUCAUGCAAUACCAAUGUACGACGUUAUACCUCUCUGGUGCAAGUUCAGGAAAGGCAAAACAAUGAUCAACAACUAUUAUGGAGCAAUUUGGCAAUGAGAAGAUUUUAUGGAACGAAUAAAUCGGAUAUAACAAAUAAAAGUUUUGUUAAAACUGAUAUCUUUAAUACGUUUCCAGAAAAUAGUUCCAGUUCAAUUCUACCAAUUGCUCUGAUAGAUUUAAAUCCCCGUAGUAAUAAUUCAUCGAAAGUAUUACUGAUACCUUUAAAUUGGCACGACGCAGAUGAACAUUCUAUGAGAACUACAAUAACGUCUAUAUUUUCAAAACCUAAAAAUCUGCAACAAAUUGAGGCUUUCAGUCAAGCAUUAAAAGAUGUUCCCGGUUAUCAGAAACCUAAAUCAAGGGCCAUUCCAAAUAAAGAAGAAUCUAAAGGUUUGACUAAAGAGCCAAGAAAAGAAGUAAAUGUGAAAGAAUCUGAGACAUCUGACAAACAAGUUAUUAAUACCUCCUUUGAGAAUCUCGCGGCCGAUAGUUUUGAUACUGUGGAUCGUUUAGCCGCAGCUGUGGAGAGAUCUUUACAGCAAUGUUGUUUACAUUCGAUGCAAAUGUUUGUUGAUGACAAUAUCUUUAGUGAAAGAAUCAAGGGUCUCAAACUGUUAGCAGUACCUUCAAAGUUCCAUGAAAAUAAUAUAAUAAAUGAUAUAGACCUCCCGGAACCACAUAGUCCUAUAAGCAUAAUGAAAAUAGAUGCUUCUAAAUUGAAUUUAAAGGACUUUUCAUGGAAUGCCGAAAUAGCUUUUUCAGAAAAUUUAACAAAUAUAACCCUUCCCAUAUCCUUUUCGAAGAAGUCGUACUCAACUAGGACGAUAGCUCUCUCAAAACAAAAAGCUCUCACUGAAGAUUGUCAAACGUUAGCUAUUUUACCUAAAAGUAAUCCGCAAAAAAUUCCAGCAUUAAACAUACUUCGUAAAGCAUCUAGCAGCAGUGUUUCUUCGAAAUGUAAUCCAAAUUAUGAUUUUCCAUAUCUUUCGAAAUUGUUCGGCACAAAGGAAUUGUUAAUGAGUUGUGAUGCCUAUAACAAGGCUUUAAUCGAGGCCGAGAAACGAAGGGCCGCCUUAACAGAGUGUGCAGCGUUAAGCAAAAAACUACCACUAAAUGCAUCACCUAAUCGACCUCAAGUGAUAAACAUUAAAGGGUGCAGUGAUCCUAAUUUACAGCAAACUGCCAACAAAAUUUCCAGCCCUUGUCCACCCCCGGCGAAACCUAAAAAACAAGCAAGUAAUGGUUGCAAAAAAGAUGAUCCUUGUAAACCGCCAGAAUGUCCCAAUCCUUGUAAAGAUGAAUUGGAAAAAUUAAAUCGUCUAAAAGAGGAGGAAAUGAAAAAGAAAAGAAAUAAAAUGCCAACCGGAUGUAAGUCUCCCAAAUGCAAAAAGGAGGAUAGUUGUACUAAAUUCCGUAAAAGUCCUUGCAAAAAGGCUACAAAUCAAUCAACAAAUGGAGAAAUGAAAUGUUCCUCAAAAUCUCCUGAUAAUGUUAAACAAAUGGCAGAUAGUUGUAAAAAAGACGAUCCCUGUAAACCUCCGGAAUGUCCAAAUCCUUGCAAAAAUGAAAUGGAAAAAUUAAAUCGUUUAAAGGAUGAAGAAAUGAAAAGGAAUAGAAAUAAAACGCCUACUGGCUGCAUUUCCCCCAAAUGCAAAAAAGAGGAUACCUGUACUAAGCUCAAGGAUAGUCCUUGCAAAAAAGCAAGUGCCAAAGAUUGUUCUAGUGAUUCCCAGGGAUCCGUGAAGUGUAACAAAAAACCUGAUGCCAAUAAAGGUAAGUCUGAUUCUUGUGGUAAAUCCAAGGAUAAAAAACAAAAAAAUCCCUGCUUGGAUGACCACAAAGAGUAUAAACCAAAAUGUAAUAAAGAUCCUUGCAAAGAAGGUGGGUCUCCUUGUGGUGGUGCCAAGAAAAAGGCAGAUUCUUGUGGUGGUGACAAGAAGGAAGAUCCCUGCGAAAAAUAUAACACAAAGAAAGAUCCCUGCAAAAUGAAAGAUAUAUGUGGAGGCAAUAAACAAAAGAAUGAUCCCUGCAAGAAACAAGAUAGCAGUUCAUGUGGCAAGAAGGAAGAUCCUUGCAAAAAGAGAAAAUCAAGCCCAUGUGGUAGUCGAAAGGAAGAUCCUUGUAAAAAGCAAAAAGAUGAUCCCUGUAAAAAGAAAAAGGAAGACCCAUGUAAAAAAACUAAAGAAGAUCCCUGCAAGAAGAAAAAAGACUCGCCAUGUGGCAGCAAAAAGGACGAUCCUUGCAAGAAAAGUACAGAUGAUCCUUGUAAAAAAAGUAAAGAUGAUCCCUGUAAAAAGCAAAAAGAUGAUCCUUGCCAGAAGAAAAAAGGCUCGCCAUGUGGCGCUAAAAAGGAAGAUCCCUGUAAGAAAAGUAAAGAUGAUCCUUGCAAGAAGAAAAAAGACUCAACAAAAAGUCCAUGUGGCAGCAAAAAAGAAGAUCUUUGCAAGAAAAAACCCACAAGUCCUUGUAAGCCAAAAAAGGACAGUAAAUCUAAAUGUCAAAAAACAUCCAAUUCUAAGAAAAAAUCAUGUGAAAAACAAAAAAAGGAAACAAAACCUAAAUGUGGACAAAAUAAAAAAUGUUUUAGUACAUCAGCUGUAGCGACCAACGACAGUUAUAACAACUUAAAUAAGCGUACUUUCUCAAAUUUCACAUCCACCAUGCCCUCCACAAAGAAUAGAAACUGGUUCGAUACUAAUUUUAAGCGUUACUAUAGCUCAAAACGUAAUGGUAAUAAGAAAAAUCCCGAUGAUCUCGGCCGGACCAGUCAAUGUAAAUCUGUGGAAACUAAAGUACCGCCUAAACGCAAACCCGCUUAUAGUGACCAUCCUAAAGAUGGUUUACGAAAAUGUUAUCCCACCUAUGAUAUGGAUUGUCAACAAUUUUGUAAAGAUGCUCGAAAGACAGAUUGCAGAAAAUAUGCUUUCCUAAAGGAUACCGAUAAUAAUAAACGUAAUGGUAAAAAAUAACCAGGUUAAACUGACAAAUCUUAAAAGAUAAUCCACACUUGCAAAUAAAAUCUGUAUAAAAUCAUGAAGACCUUAAGGGAAAUUCAAAGAAUGGUUGUGUACACUCCAAGAUAUUGUGAUAAGUACAAAAUUUCUCAUAAAAUUUAGAUACAUAUAUCAAUUAUGGAGAAUGGGCGUUAACUUUCAAACAACAUUGGACAAUUUCGCUAAAGUAUAAAGAAACAUUGUAAAAAAUAUUGAAAAUUCAGAAAAAUUCCAUGUGUACAAAAUAAUACAUUUACAACAAUAUUUAAAUAUAUCUUUUUUAAAUAAAAUAAUCUAAAUCUAGAUUUCAAA
This is a messenger RNA of Lucilia sericata (common green bottle fly), 3571 nucleotides long. RefSeq names its product titin homolog. The record is from RefSeq and is a predicted model, not a curated record. The transcript has 4 exons. The coding region runs from base 176 to 3235 and encodes 1019 amino acids. Lineage: Eukaryota; Metazoa; Arthropoda; Insecta; Diptera; Calliphoridae.